AUGCUCAAGAUCUGCUCCAAGCUCUCCUCCUUGCGGCGCUCGGGCGGCAAGACGCUGCAGCUGCUCGCCCUCCCAAGUAGCAGGAACGCCCACCCGCGUCCCGUGAACGUCCCCACCAAGAACGAGCGACAACAGGCGCGUCGCGCGGCGCUGGCGCUGUCCGCCGUGGCGCUCACGUCCCUCGCCGUGAGCUACUCGACCACGGCCCCCGAGGAGUUCCUGUACCCGGCCAUCCAGCCGUUCAACACGGGGAUGCUUCGAGUCUCCCCCGUGCACGAACUGUACUACGAAGAGUGCGGCAACCCGUACGGCAAGCCUGCGAUCAUGGUGCACGGCGGCCCGGGUGCGGGCUGCUCCGCCAGCAUGAGACAGUACCACGACCCGCGGGUCUACCGCAUCAUUUUGGUGGACCAGCGCGGGUCGGGGCGUAGUAAACCCCAUGCGUCACUGGAGGACAACACGACGUGGCACUUGGUGGAGGACAUGGAGAAGCUUAGGCGUCAUUUGGGCAUUGACAAGUGGCAGGUGUUCGGAGGGUCCUGGGGCAGCACUUUGUCGAUUGCGUACGCUAUUACGCACCCUACGAGGGUGACGGAGCUGGUGCUGAGGGGCAUUUUCCACCUGCGCAAGCAGGAAAUUGACUUCUACUACCAACACGGAUCCAACUUCCUGUACCCGGACCGCUGGGAGGCGUACCGGGAUGCCAUUCCCGAGGAAGAGCGCGGGGACUUCGUGAAGGCGUACCACAAGCGCCUCACGAGCGACGACCCGACUGUCCGCAUCCCUGCGGCGCUCGCCUGGACGACGUGGGAGAAGACAACCAGCAACUUGAUCCCUUCCGCGGAUGCGGAGGGAAAGUCGAUGGACGAGGAGAAGUUCGCGGAGGCGUUCGCGCGCAUUGAGAACCACUACUUCUAUAACAAGGGCUUCUUCCCGACGGACGAGUUCUUGAACGAGAACGCCUACAAGAUCCGUCACAUUCCCACGGUUAUCGUACAGGGACGAUACGACGUGGUUUGCCCCAUGAAGACGGCCUGGGACUUCCACAAGGCGUUUCCCGAGGCUGACUUCCGCGUGGUGCAGACCGCGGGCCACUCGGCCAUGGAGCCUGGAAUCGCCAAGGAGCUGGUCGACGCCACCAACAAGUUCAAGAAGCUGUAA
Phytophthora sojae is the source of this 1161-nucleotide messenger RNA. RefSeq lists its product as hypothetical. The record is from RefSeq and is a predicted model, not a curated record. Bases 1 to 1161 code for a protein of 386 amino acids. Lineage: Eukaryota; Oomycota; Peronosporomycetes; Peronosporales; Peronosporaceae. Gene Ontology annotation, molecular function: aminopeptidase activity. Gene Ontology annotation, biological process: proteolysis. Gene Ontology annotation, cellular component: cytoplasm. The transcript has 5 exons.